Messenger RNA from Antechinus flavipes (yellow-footed antechinus), 2861 nucleotides. It is a transcript of the gene TMEM200C, whose product is annotated as transmembrane protein 200C. The coding region runs from base 608 to 2584 and encodes 658 amino acids. NCBI's taxonomy places the organism in Eukaryota, Metazoa, Chordata, Mammalia, Dasyuromorphia, Dasyuridae. The transcript has 2 exons. The record is from RefSeq and is a predicted model, not a curated record.
GAGAGGAGCAGCAGCGGCCGCCGCCGCCGCGGGCUCAACUCCACUCCCGGGAGCCAGAGCCGGAGCGGCGUAAGCCCGCAGCAGCAGCGGCGGCGGCGGCUGCAGCGGCAACAACAAAUCCAAGAGCAGGCAAAGACCUGAGAUCACCGCUCGCUUCCCGCCCGCCAAGGCAGGGACCCGGAGGAGCAAAGAGAGAAAGAGAGAGAACUCGGUGGCCGGGAGGCGAGAAGAGAAUAGAGAGAAGAAAGGGGGAAAGGGAGGAAGGAUGAAGGAUGGGGAGGACAUAACACUUCUUGGAAACUCCUCGCCAUGGCUUCUGUCACCGGCUCCGCGGCGGGGGUCUGAGAGUACUACUGGGGCGACCUCUCCUGAGGGCUCUCCCGGGAUUCUGAGCCGCGGAGAGAUGAGGGAUGCGGGGAGCCUGCAUCUUCGCGCAACUGUCCACUCGGGCUGAAAAGUUUCUCCAUGGUUCCUUUGUGUCGUCGUUGGCGCUCUCUUCCUGCAACCUUAGACUUCCCCAGUCUUCCUCGGCGGUGGUGGAGAAGCUAGCUUCCCCCCCUUACGAACACCUUCCCCCUACAACUGCCCCGCAGUCCAGGGGCCCGCGAUGAUCGCCACAGGGGGCCUCCUUAGGAUCUCCGCAAGAAAGCAAGAUCCUCUCCGCCCGCAGAGCCAGGUCCCCAAGCGUAAGAGGAAAGCCAAAAAGAAGCGCAAGAACGAUGUGGUGGUAGUGAAGGGCAAGUUGAAGCUGUGCUCCAUCUCGGGUCUGAUCGCCCUCUGCGGGAUCCUGGUACUUCUGGUAGGCAUAGCCAUGGCCGUGGUGGGCUACUGGCCCAAAACCGCUGGGACCCACCGGGAAGGCACCAAGCAACUGUCCCCAGGGGGGAAUGGACAUAGGGCCCUGGCCACCGCCAACAGCAGUGCCAGGGCCAGCAGCAACAGUAGCAACAAACACCCGUCGAGGGACCACCCGGGUGUUCUCAGUCUUGCUAACGCAGAGUCUAACUCGAGCUCCAUUUUUGCCACUAAGAGCAUGCCCCCGACCCGGGCGGCUGCCCCUUCUUCUUCCUCCUCCUCCUCCACCUCUUCCUCUUCGUCCGCUUCGGUAGGUUUUCUCUUCCAACUCUUCUCCGGCUACUUGCAUUCUGACAAGCUCAAAGUCUUCGGGCCCCUCAUCAUGGGCAUAGGCAUCUUCCUCUUCAUCUGCGCCAACGCCGUUCUCCACGAGAACCGAGACAAGAAGACCAAGAUCAUCAACUUGCGGGACCUCUAUUCCACAGUCAUCGACGUGCACAGUCUACGAGCCAAAGACCUGGCGGCGGCCGCGGCCGCUGCAGCUGCUGCCGCCUCGUCCUCUUCGGCCGCCACCUCGGGCCCCCCAGCAGCAUCCCCCCUUAAUGGUUUCAUCAGCUAUGUGCAGUCCCGGGGCUUGGAGCUCAAGCCCGGCGGUGGCAGCCCGGGAGACGCCUACGGGGCAGCGGCUUUGCUGGCCAAAGGUUCCUGGCACCCCCCGGCGCUGGGAGGAGGGGCCGCUGGAGGGGGCGGCGGUGCCAGGGGCCCCGUGUCCCCGCCCGAUUUGGCUUCGUCCCCCCGCUGCCCGCGGGAGCCCCCCAGCCUGGCCGAGGCGGUGUACAGCAUCUAUCGGGAGCGCUCCAUCCUGGCGGGUCGCCGACGGGCAGCUGCAGCGGCUGCAGCCGCCGUGGCCGCAGCAGCCGCCGCCGCGGCGGCCAGCAGCAGCAGCCCCCCACCGUGCAGCCCCCCUGAGAGCUGGGGGCGGCAGAGCACGACCAGCUCCAUCGUGGGCUCGUCCCUCAGCGCUUUCGCGCUGUUGCCCUUGCAGGGAGACCGGGACCGCGUAGGGGACGGGGACGGGGAGGAAGCCAGCUGCAGUUGGCAGCGCUCUCCCGGAGAGAGAGGCUCCCAGGAGAUCCCGCUGGGGGAGUUUGAGUUGAGUUUAACGGAUCUCAGCGAGGGUGCCGGCCGCUGUGGCCGCAGGCGCAGGGAGCCCCGCGAGUCCGAGGACGAGGAAGCGGCGGCGGUGGCGGCUGCAGCGCUGACGGUCACCACGAGGGGGCAGGGCGGCCGUCUGCCCAGGACCGGCAAAUACUUGGCCUUGAGACGCCAGAGCACAAGCGGUCUCCUCGACUGCAGGAGAUCCGCAUCCCCAGACCCCUCACCCACCCCCAGCGUGACUGAGGUGGACGUGGACGUUUUGGCGGAAGCCUCCUCCGCAACCCCUCUUCCCCUGGGGGCCUCUCCUCCCGCCUCGGCACAGGCGAACAGGAGAGACUCCCAGAGCUCCCAGUCGGAUCAAUCCAGCAGCAAUAAGGGCUACACCCCACUGGAGGAGGCGGGCACCUCCUUGGAGUCUAUCAUUGACACACCAGCCAGUAAAACCCAGGACUGUGCAGAGGACCCGGCCCGGGAGGGGAGCCCCCAGGAGGGUACCAGCAAAGAGCAACAGACAGUCGGGCAACCUCAGCCAGUGCAGAGGCAGUUUACAAAAAAAGAGAAACUCAUUAUGAUCUCCCGGUCUCAUGCCAUAGGGAUGGAGGAUGGAGAAUUGGAAAAUACAGGCCUAUAGAAAAAGAGGUUAAUAGAGACACGAAGAGAGACCAGAAGAAAGAGGGAGCCACCCACUCGAAUCACUGAAUCUCCAAUUCCCCCUUUCUCUGUGGAUUUAACCGAGGGAACCAGUCCAAAUCCAAAGAGCUGCGGGGCAGUUUUCCUUGAAUCGAGUUCACAGAAUUUCUGUAGAUAGCUCCAAGCAAUUUUUAAAAAAAAUGCAAACAAUCCUCUAUGUCCGAUUGUGAUUGUAUGUUCCAUGAAAACCAAAAUGUAUUAAAACAUCAGCAAAUCUA